UCAACUCACUUGUCAAUGUCAAAUAAUAAAGUAAUAGCACGCCUUGUCGUCGUUUCUAACCUCUUCAAAUUGCUUAAUUGUUUCUAUUUAUCAUAAUUGUUAGUUUUCAUAAGUGUAGUACGUGAACAUUAAAUCCUCAAAAUGGUUAAAGUGCGUUCAGCAUCGGGUCCCCCCCGAAAACAGGGGUUCAACAAAUCUGGGCACUCCAUGAACCCAGAAAGGCCCACCGAAGGGUUGAAAGGAGUAGGGAAUCCCAGGACCAAAGGGACUAUAAAAAGGCUCCAGAUGUACCGUAAUUUCAAAGCCAAGAGAGAUAAAACUGGUAAAAUACUGACACCUGCGCCGUUCCAAGGCUGGCUACCGUCCGGGUCGACCGCUCGAGUUGAGCCAAAUCAGAAGUGGUUCGGCAACUCCCGCGUCAUCACACAAAAUGCACUGCAGAAGUUUCAAGAAGAACUGGGAGCAGCUGUCAAGAACCCGUACCAAGUAGUCAUGAAACCCACCAACUUGCCCAUCACUUUACUAAAUGAAAAGGCAAAACAAGCUCGAGUACACUUGCUGGAUACAGAGAGUUUUGACAAAACAUUUGGCCCAAAGAAGCAAAGAAAGAGGGUAAAUCUGAAGUUUAAUGAUUUUCAGACAUUAUCAAAAGCUGUUGAAGAAAAUACUGAGAAUUACAAUGAGGAGAAAGAUAUUGACAGGGUGCGAGAGGACACAGGAGUUAAAGAGGGCCAGCGGGACUGGGUGUUUGGCGCGGGCAUGAGCAGGAGAAUAUGGAAUGAACUUUACAAAGUUAUUGAUUCAUCAGAUGUCCUGUUGCAGAUACUGGAUGCCCGUGAUCCCAUGGGGACUAGGAGUCCUUUUGUAGAGAACUUCCUAAAAAAGGAAAAACCACACAAGCACUUAAUUUUCAUCCUCAACAAAGUGGAUCUGGUUCCUAAUUGGGUAACACAACGGUGGGUGGCUAUUCUCAGUUCAGAGUACCCAACUAUUGCCUUCCAUGCAUCCCUUACUCACCCCUUUGGUAAAGGAUCCCUGAUAAACUUAUUGAGGCAAUUUGCUAAACUCCACAUUGAUAAGAAACAAAUCAGUGUUGGCUUGAUCGGAUAUCCAAACACAGGUAAAUCAUCAGUCAUUAACACACUGAGAUCGAAAAAAGUGUGUAAAGUUGCCCCAAUUGCUGGCGAGACAAAAGUGUGGCAGUACAUUACUCUAAUGAAGAGGAUAUUCUUGAUUGACUGUCCUGGUGUAGUUUAUCCUUCUGCUGAAACUGACACUGAAAAGGUCCUGAAGGGUGUGGUAAGAGUUGAGCUGGUACAAAACCCUGAAGACUAUAUUGAGGAAGUGCUAAAAAGAGUGCGCAGGGAGUAUUUGGUAAAGACAUACAAGAUUGAUGGCUGGGAGAAUGCAACUGAAUUUUUGGAGAAAAUGGCUGCUAGGACAGGGAAAUUACUUAAAAAGGGAGAGCCAGAUGUUAAUCAAGUGGCAAGAAUGGUUCUCAAUGAUUGGCAAAGAGGAAAACUUCCUUUCUAUGUUGCUCCAGAAGGAUUUGAAGUACCCCUGUCAAAGCUACAGCAACAGCAACAGCCUGAUGCAACAGAACAAGAGAAAAUGGUAGAUGUUAAAGAUAAGGAAGGCACUGAACAAACAGCUGAAGAAGAAACUGGCACUGAAACUGAAGAAAAGGAAAUUGAAAAACCUGUGGUCAACAAAUUGGUCAUUGCACAAGAUUUUGCCAAAAUUAGGGUUGGGUUACAGUUUGACAAUGACGAUGAUGUCAAACCACUUGCAUCAUUUGAAAUUCCAGAGGAACUGAAAGGCAUUGAUGAAGCAAGUGUAAAUGAUUCCAAAAGCGAACCAAAGGAAGACGAAGAUAAUGAUGAUGAUGGUGAAAUAUCAGACCUUAGUGACAUUUAUAGUGAUUUAGAGGACAAUGAAUUUGCAGAAGAUCAUUUGACAAAUGAUUCUGAAACAGCUAAAGAGAUAAAGAGGAAGAAACUGGAAGCAGCCAGUGGUGCCUUCACUGUGACAGAAGUUACACAGAAAGGCAAGAAGCGAAAGGCCGGAGACACACCUGCAGCACCAGCUAAGAAGAUCACCAGCAAACAGAAGAGAGCCAUGGAGAGAGCUCAGCGACGCACCAAGACAGGAAGCAACUUCUAUGAAGUGUCUAAUAUGUCGUCAGGAAGCGAGAGUGAUGAUGAAUAUGUACCAGGAGAACCGGAGCAGGUGUCAGAAGAGGACUCUGCGGAUGAAGAAACUGACAUACAAUUCGAAAAAGAACAAGAACAGAAAGCAACAAAACGAAAAGUAACCACUGAAAAGAAGGGCAAGAAAAGACAGAAAACCACUAGAGCUGCUCGAGCCGCUACUCCCGAGGAAGAAGAGGUAGAAGAAGAAAAAGAAGAACUUGCACCUGAAGAACAAAAGAAAAGAGAGGAGGAUCUGUGGGCCAUGUUUCUGGAUGGCACUGACACUGUCAAGAAACCAGCUCCUAAGGAAACAAAUGUACCUAAAGAACCAGCUAAACCUACAGUGGAUGGAAAGAAAGACAAAGUAAAUGUUACCUCCAGCAAAUCUGAAGAAGACGCAAAAGCUAAGGAAAGAAGAAUAUUCGAGUUUGCAGGAGAAACUAUAGUGGUUGAAGACAAUGUUAUUAAAGAGAAAAUAAAAACUCCUGUUGCUGCAGCCGCUGGAAUAGUUCCAGUAAGCAAAAUUGGCGGUCCAUCCAGGAAGGGCAAAGGCUCCGGGGGUCUGUCCAGCAUUCUCGGACAGAUCGGCAAGAGCAACCAACUGUCUACGCUGGAGAAGUCCAAGCUCGACUGGCAAACUUACAAGCAGGUGGAGGGAGUGGCCGAGGAAGUAGAAAGCCAUAAUAAAGGAAAAGACGGGUACCUGGACCGCAAGGACUUCCUGGAGAGGGCCGACAUGCGCCAGUACGAACUGGAGCGCGAGCUGCGCAUGAGUCGCCGCAGCAACAGAUAGACUGUACCCACCAUUGUAAUCAUACGUCAUACCGCUUGCUCUCAAUAGAUAAGUAAUAACUA
Molecule: messenger RNA, 3047 nt
Organism: Plutella xylostella (diamondback moth)
Lineage: Eukaryota; Metazoa; Arthropoda; Insecta; Lepidoptera; Plutellidae
Gene: Ns2
Product: nucleostemin 2
Cellular component (GO): nucleolus
Molecular function (GO): GTP binding
Source: RefSeq, a predicted model, not a curated record